Molecule: messenger RNA, 3361 nt
Organism: Hydractinia symbiolongicarpus
Lineage: Eukaryota; Metazoa; Cnidaria; Hydrozoa; Anthoathecata; Hydractiniidae
Exons: 4
Coding region: 232-1110 (292 amino acids)
Biological process (GO): immune response
Cellular component (GO): membrane
Molecular function (GO): tumor necrosis factor receptor binding
Source: RefSeq, a predicted model, not a curated record
GCUUAUCCUUUAUACACAAAUUUUUGUUAUUAAAACAUAAAAAUCUUAUAACAAUUAAACAACAGUCACAUAAACAGACUUUAGCAAUACAUUGCAAAUAUUAACCAAAAGAAGGAACUGUUAUAGUGGCAUGUAGAAACCAGUUUACGUAAACGGGUAUAUCACACUCGUUAUCAAAACAUUACAGGCUAGUUUGAAAAGGCACGUAGGAAGGAGGCAGUAAAAUUGUCAAUGAUAAAGAUGAGCAAGCCAUCCAGGCAAAGUACAGCAUCAACAUUACAGUUUUUGCCAGAUGACUUUAACAUCAACAAUAACAACAACUAUAAGAAACGGAGCAGGUCUGAUGACGUAUCACUCUCCUACCGCUCUUCUUUAUACAGAUCAGAAGAAGUGAAUUCCAUCCAUGUUGGGACAUUGCUCGCGAAAAUGAGACAAUCAAAAUGGAGAAACACUUUGAUUUUGUUGUUUCUAUUUUUUGUUAGUGUGGUCGUUUUGACAGCCUUUGCAUAUUGGCAUGUUAAAGAAGAUUUGGAACGAACCAAAAAAGAUGUUUAUGCUUUGAAGGUUGUUUUAAUGAACAUAAAACAAAAGGCAUCAAAACACAACAAUAAUGUUCAAAAGUCAAACACAAGGAGCUUUAAAAGUUUACCAUCUACAAAGAAAAAUGUUAUAAUAUCGAAGGAACCAUUUGUUGCCAUUAAUAUGAUAGGAGCCAACGACCAGAAGCAAACCACAAUGAAAGGAAGUCCUAUUUAUUCUUGGGAAACAACGUUGCGCAUCGGUAACAUAUCCAGUUUUCACAACUCUUACAUCACCAUUCAAACUCCUGGGUAUUACUACGUGUAUGCGCAGAUGUUCUUCUCAGAAAACAAAAGUUUCAAAAAAGAUGUCUUGCACUUUUAUAUCCGGAAAAAUCGUCAAGCAAAACUAGCAGUUGUAUCUGUUCCACGUAAAUCAUGUGAGACCUUCUGUACCAGAUAUAUUUCAUGUGUUGUCAAAUUGUCUAAGGACGAUGACCUAUCAAUUACAUCUGCAGAUGAUGGCAUCAAUUUUAGCAUGUCUCGCAAUAAAGCUCAAUUUGGUGCGUAUCUAUUAAAAAAUGCAAAUUGACAUCAUUCGUUAAAGGAAUUUUAAUAUUUGAAAAUUACUGCACAGGAUAGAUGGGAUUGAUGUGGUGAUUGACAACUUAAUGGAGUACACCUGGUUGUAUUAACCAGUGAAUUUUAAGUUUCUGAGAUUUAAAGUUUAAAAGCAGAUUAAACCAAACUUGAUAAAUUAGAAUAAACCUUCCUGCAUACCAUUUUUUGAUCCAUUUGGAUGACACAAUUUACAAUGCAGCAUUUACUUAUCGGAAACAGAAAGAAGUUUUCAACACAAACUAAUACCGAUUGAUUCUUAAGCAAAAAUCACAAUUUAAAACUGAUGUAUCAUGAACAAGACACAUGUCAGAAAUAACCACCAUCACAGUUUCAAAUAAAAUUAAGAAUUUAACUGCAAAUUUUGCAAAUAUAUCAAUUUUUUAAUAAUUGAAAUACAGCAAAAUCGAAACGUAUUAGUUAUCACACGGUACAGAGUAUAAUAUGGCAUAUAUUUUUUUAAAUUUUGAUAUUUUUUCGUGUUAUAUUUAGCCAAUCACGUUGGAGAUAUACUUUCGUGCUCAUAACAAAAAAGUAAAUCAAAUUUGUGCAUCUUUAUUUGCACAAUUUUUAUAGGUUUGGUCUUACUAGCCUUAAACAAGAAAAGGAUAACAUUUUAAAUUUGUUACAGACUUUUGUAAUAUCAUCAAUAAUGCGAUAUAUGGUUUAUAUAUUUUCACAAUGUUUUAUAAAUUUUUUAAAUAUGUUUAUAUGUAUAUAUAUAUUUUAACUUGUAUGCAAAUUCUUUUUGCAUACAACAGCGACUAUGGAAGAUGCAAUUUUAUAUUGAUAAAAUAUAUUUGUAUCGUGUUUUUUAUUAAAUAUGACAAAAUAUUAAAAAUAAAAUUUGCAAUAUUUUUAAAUGUUUUGUAAAUUUGCAUGUAGAUAUUUUUUAUAGCAUAAUUAUAUUUUUUAUAACCAAGAUAUACAAUUUUUGUACUUUUUUAACACAUGUGUAUAACGGAAAAACUAAAUCAACGAAGAUACUAAUUAGACGUCUGCGCGGAUGGGCAAGAAGAAACAUGGUAUGGAAUUGCAUUUCAAAACAAAACAGAACAGACACGCAGCUUGAAACUGCUGUAGGUAUAAGGACUUUUAAAUUGGUUUAAAUAAUCAAAAACUGUGGUAUUUAUCAAAGCUGUGAUCUCUAGACAAACUUAAUAAAGACAAAAAUUAAUCCCGGCUGUUAAUAAGCUUAAAUUGCAUCAGAGCUAAUGCAGGUAUUAAAUGCACUUAUUAAAACAUUACUUGUAUCGUAUACAGAGAAAACGUUAAGAACGUUCUGAAUGCGAAGUAGUUUAUAAUACACUGUUUUAUGUUAUUUUUAAACGGACAGCAAGAUUGUUUUAUAGGGAUAAAACUCUAGCUUAAGAAUUCGCAGUCUUUAAUUCCGCAAGAGGUCAUCGCGGAAUUAAAAACUGCGAAUUCAUGGGCGAAAAAAUCGUAAACAGCGGAAUUAAAGUUGCAAAUCAGAUACUGUGUUAAGAAAUUGCGGAAUUUAAUAUUGCGAAUUGAAGCAAUGAUCCAUGAAUUAUAUCACAAAAUCGGUAUAAUUUUUUUACAUUUCAGUCAUUAAGGGGUUUCCUCUGUAAACUUUCACUAAUAUACUAAAUAACGACAAAAAUAACUCGCUUUUUCUUGGAAAUAGACAAAAUUAGAUUGCGAAUUGCAUUGUUUUUCUUGGAAUUGUGAAAAUAAAAAGAUUGUGAAUUGCGUCUUUUUUCUAGGCAUUAAAAAAAAAGAUUGCGGAUUUAAAGACUGCGAGUUUAGGCAAAAUUCGCAAUCUUGAAAUCCGCAAUGUUUUCUUCCCCAAUAUUUUCCUGCGCAAUAAUUUCUUCCCCUAAGGUAGCUAGAACCUUAUCCAUUUCUAAUCACUGCGUUUAAUAUAUUUUUGUGUGUUUGCUUUUCUAGCUUUUGCUAUGUGUAGCUAUUGACGUUCAUUCCGUGCCUUACCAACCAUCUCUGUGUCUACAAUUUUUCCAUUGUUUCGUAUUUCUCGAGCGUCUGUGCCUAUCUUUUAUUUUGCCCUUUGAACUUUCCUUAAGUUUUCUUACUUGAAAUCUAAUUCUUUUACUUAACUUUUGUUUUAAAAACUUUAUAUGUAUAAAUACUUUUUAAUACUUUUUAUAUUAUAAGUUUAUGAAGAAGAACCAUUGUAAUUAUGGGAAUCGAAAAAAGUUAAAUAGAUAAAAUAUGCAGAGUUUUAUUAAUAGCUGGCAGAAAUA